AUGGAUAAUCGACGGCUAACUUCAAGAAUCAGAUCUAGCUCUUUUAGGCCAGCUCCUUAUCGGCUUUCUUCGGGCCUAUUAACAGGAUUCGUGGAUUCCGGAUCCAUCGGGCAAAGAAUGAACGAUCAUGAUCAUAAAGGCCUAGCGGCCAAAAAAAAGAAAUCUCUAACCAAAAUGUCUACCGUGCCAAAACGCUGUGUCAAUAUCGCCUGUCUCCAAGCAUAUCUCGUGUCUCUACCGUGGCAAAAGGAAGGGGCAGCUUGGGCAGGAACCCUAACAAAAGGCCAUGCAGACGCUAACGGACCAUCGCUCGCUACCCGACAAUUCAUCGUGAAGGUUGCUGGUGUGCUAAUGCCGGUCGCUAAUCACUACCCAGAAACUUAG
Salvia miltiorrhiza (redroot sage) is the source of this 384-nucleotide messenger RNA. The record is from the annotation of a RefSeq genome assembly. Lineage: Eukaryota; Viridiplantae; Streptophyta; Magnoliopsida; Lamiales; Lamiaceae.